CAUUUUAGUGACACCUCAAUGAUGAAACUCAUUCUUCAAAAGCCGGAAGGCGUUGCUGGAGCCUCCUGGCCCGCCAUCGUGAUCGGACUUUUCGUAUCGUUUGGAGGGGUUUUAUUUGGAUAUGACACCGGAACUAUUAGCGGUAUCCUGGCUAUGCCAUACUGGCAGAGCCUCUUCUCAACUGGUUACCGAGAUAGCACAGGUCACUUGAACGUUACAUCUUCUCAAACGUCGGCCAUAGUGUCCAUUCUCUCCGCAGGAACAUUCUUCGGAGCGCUUGGCGCCGCUCCCAUUGCCGAUCGCAUCGGUCGUCGCUGGAGUCUUAUAGCUUCAAGUUGCGUCUUUAUAUUUGGUGUUAUCCUUCAAACAGCUGCUACGGCCAUCUCAUUGUUUCUCGCUGGCCGAUUUUUUGCGGGGUUGGGUGUCGGGCUGGUUUCUGCCUUGAUCCCUCUCUACCAGUCCGAAACAGCACCUAAAUGGAUUCGUGGAUCGAUAGUUGGCGCAUACCAAUUCUCCAUCACAGUUGGUCUCUUACUGGCGUCGAUUGUGAACAAUUCCACAAAGGACAGAAACGACACAGGGUCUUAUCGGAUUCCUGUUGCGGUCCAGUUUGCAUGGGCAAUCAUCUUAAUCACGGGAAUGCUUGUUCUUCCUGAUACUCCACGUUUCAUGAUAAAAAAUGAUGAUUAUGAUGGUGCUGCUAAAGCGCUAGGAAGAUUACGUCGACUACCUGUUGAUCAUAUUGCCAUCCAGGAAGAGCUAGGUGAAAUUCAAGCUAACCACAACUAUGAACUGAGUCUUGGAAAGGCCACUUACCUUGACUGUUUCAAGGGAAAUCUUCUGAAACGUAUCUUGACAGGUUGCGGCUUACAGGCUCUGCAGCAGCUUACAGGUAUCAACUUUAUUUUCUAUUAUGGGACACAGUUCUUCAAAAACUCCGGCUUCAAGAACUCCUUUAUCAUUUCCUUGAUUACAAAUUGUGUCAACGUAGGCUCAACCAUUCCUGGAUUAUGGGCAAUUGAAAGACUAGGUCGACGUCCGGUUCUUUUAUGGGGUGCAGUUGGCAUGUGUAUUUCUCAAUUUCUUGUCGCAAUUCUUGGUACCACAACGACAAGUCAGGACGCCACUGGAGCGAUAAUUGUCAACAACGAGCCAGCUCAAAAAGCAGCAAUUGCUUUCAUCUGCAUUUUCAUUUUCUUCUUUGCUUCAAGCUGGGGACCAAGUGCUUGGGUUGUGACUGGUGAAAUAUUUCCUCUCAAAGUCCGAGCGAAAUCCCUUUCGAUGACUACGGCAACAAACUGGCUAUUAAACUGGGCCAUUGCCUACUCGACUCCUUAUCUUGUUGACUAUGGUCCAGGGAACGCCAAUUUACAGUCAAAAAUCUUCUUUAUAUGGGGCUCAUGCUGUUUCCUCUGUAUUGCCUUUGUAUAUUUCUUAAUUUACGAAACCAAGGGCCUUACUUUAGAGCAAGUUGAUGAGCUCUACGCUGAGGUCAGUGAUGCAAGGCAUAGUUUGAACUGGGUUCCUUCUAUCACCUUCAAAGAGAUCCAAGAGGGUAAAGGAGAUGUUGUUCACCAGGAGAAGGCAUAG
Molecule: messenger RNA, 1590 nt
Organism: Talaromyces rugulosus
Lineage: Eukaryota; Fungi; Ascomycota; Eurotiomycetes; Eurotiales; Trichocomaceae
Exons: 5
Biological process (GO): carbohydrate transport; transmembrane transport
Cellular component (GO): membrane
Molecular function (GO): carbohydrate:proton symporter activity
Source: RefSeq, a predicted model, not a curated record